Molecule: messenger RNA, 225 nt
Organism: Acanthoscelides obtectus
Lineage: Eukaryota; Metazoa; Arthropoda; Insecta; Coleoptera; Chrysomelidae
Source: the annotation of a GenBank genome assembly
AUGGGGACGACUGACGAUACGGGCCUAAGUAAUAACGAUGUCUUUACUUUCCCGAAAAUUAAAAACAGACUGCGUGGUCAAAGGUUCCAGUCACCAGGCGAAGCAGUUGACGCAUUCAAAAAUGCCGUUUUGGAUCUGCUAGCAAACCACUGGAAUAAGUGCUUCGAAAAUUGGUUCGAGCGCAUGUGUAUUAAUCUUCGUGGAGAAUACUUCAAAAAACAAUAA